Messenger RNA from Daucus carota subsp. sativus, 1616 nucleotides. RefSeq names its product two-component response regulator-like APRR5. Gene Ontology annotation, biological process: regulation of flower development. Lineage: Eukaryota; Viridiplantae; Streptophyta; Magnoliopsida; Apiales; Apiaceae. Gene Ontology annotation, cellular component: nucleus. The transcript has 5 exons. Gene Ontology annotation, molecular function: protein binding; DNA-binding transcription factor activity. Bases 245 to 1501 code for a protein of 418 amino acids. The record is from RefSeq and is a predicted model, not a curated record.
GUCCCUCCAUGCUUAUUAUAGUUCCUAAUUUCCUAUCCAUCUUCUCUCCACUUGUUCUUUCACAUUUUCUUCUUCUAAUUCUUACUUUUAUCUUAUAGACUUAUGUAUAGCUUAGUUUGAGGAUCAUAUUUGUCAAGAUUCAAGAAAUAGAUUUAAGUAAAGAAGAUAAAAUUGCAGCAAAGGUUUCGGCAUUUUAACUACAAUUAUCGUGGAUUUUGAAGAAGUUCGAAGAAGAAAGCAGACAAUGUUACAAGACGUGUUGAAUCAUCCCGAACAACAACAACAACAACUUCCUGUUCAAGAGAUUUCGAGCCCUCUUAGUGCUCAAAUUCUGGAGUUUUGUGAAUCUGAAUUGUUUCCAGAGACAUUGCAAAACUCUGAAGUUGCUUCAAGUUCAAAUUGCUGCUACGAGGAGCACUCUUCAUAUACGACUAAUGUUCCUUUUAAUACUCCAGAAGUUAGCAAACUUUCGGAUAGCAUAGCUAACAAUGUCACAAGAAAGCCAUUUAGCAAUGCUCCUCCACCUAUGAGUGCAGAAAACAACACUAACACUAGCAAUCUGUCAAUAAUUUUUGAUUCAGCCGAAGAUUUUGACAAUGAUAUCUCUGCUUCUAUAGACUUUUCUUCCUCUCCUACUGCACUAUCUGUUCCUCAAUUUACCAAUUGUCAGCAGCAGCAGUUCGACAUCUCUUUGUUGCAAACUCAAUUAGGAGUUGCUGAUAAUGCUGUUGACGCCUCCCUCUCACAGUACGCGAAUGGCCCUGUUGUGCCUCAGAUUAUGGGACCACCAUUCCCUGCACUUAAUGAAGAUGAAUGCUUAUCUUCAAUGCCAUCUUACAUGAGGAUGAAUCAUUCGUCGCCUACAUGCUCGUUUCUUGAUCCGGGAAUAAACUCAUAUCUGCAAAGUAAUCUGAAUGGUACUUUAUCUACUGAAAGUUCAGGAAUUUUCACUGGGAAUCUGUUUCUUGGAACUGAUCUGCAGCCUCAAGAAUUGGAUUAUCAAGGAGAUAAUGGUGGCCUUUUCUCUACAGAACCUCUGUCACGCGUAUAUAAUAGCAAUCUUCAGGCGCUUAGCAACGAGAGCCAACAUCUUGUUAAUGGCGGUGCAAAUGCUACUCCUCUGGCUUCUGAGAUCACAAGCUUGGAAGAUUCUACCUUCAAAGUUGGAAAACUUUCAGCUGAAGAGAGAAAAGAAAAGAUCCAUCGAUACAUGAAGAAAAGGAACGAGAGGAAUUUCAGCAAGAAAAUCAAGUAUGCUUGUCGAAAGACACUUGCAGACAGCCGGCCUCGUGUCAGGGGAAGGUUUGCAAAGAAUGAUGAUUUUGGAGAUCCCACCAGAACUACUAGCAGCACACAUGAAGAGGACACAGACGAAGAUGUCAGAUCAAUUCGUGUUGUUGUGAAGGAGGAGGAUGACAUGGUCGACUCUUCGGAUAUAUUUGCACAUAUAAGUGGUGUGAAUUCAUUCAAAUGCAACUAUUCCAUUCAAUCUUGGAUAUGAAAAUCAAGUAAUGAACCACAUCUUCUGCAGUUUCAGGCAGGGCCCUGUUUUCAUCAGGAUAGAGUAUUGAUCCUGGAACAAAUAGCGGAUAAAUAAUCGAGGGUCAUAUAUGUGG